AUGAGCGCAGGCGGCGCUGCCGCCGAGGUCAUUGCGUCGCCGAGCGGCCGCUUUGACCUGCCUGCUUCGGCUGUGCGCCAUGUGGACGACACAGAUGAAGAGGUGUUUUUGCUGCAUACGCUUCGUAAUCCAGAAAACGCUCACGGCCUUGGAUCGAUAGAUAGCAAGAACGAUACCAUCGACGUGCGCCUGGAUCUCAUACCAGCUCGCACCUUUAAAGGCGCCAAGAAAACGCGAAAACCUACCGAGGUCAAUGUGAGCAUCACGCAAAAUUGCACGGCCCUUCGAACACGCGUGGGGGAAACGGGCAGCGUUGUCUGGCGCUGCAGUGUGCUGUUGGCAGAGCAUGUCCUACGGCAGCUAUGGGGUGUGAUGGAUCCAUCUUUCCCUACACUAUUUUCUGCGUCGCAGUUUUCUGACUGUCGUGUGCUGGAGUUGGGGGCCGGCACAGGCGUCAUGCCGGCCUGCUUACUAGCCCAGUCAGGGUGGCUCCUUCCUCGCGCUGAUCCGCUCCGCUGGAUCUCCACCGACCGAAAAGAGAAUCUUUCUCUCAUUGCGAAGAAUGUGGCUUCAUGCAUCCCGCCCAGUCCACAGGUGGACGUUCACGUCCGCGAACUGGAUUGGAUGCAUAUUCACGACGUCGGCCAAGAUCCACAUGCGCGGCGCCUAAAAGCUCGGCUUGUUCGGGAUACGCUGGCUCCUUUCUCCUCGGAGGCGGAUGUUGUAUACCCGGAUCUGAUUCUAUGUGUGGAUUGCGUGUACAAUCCUGCCCUGCAUGCGCCCUUGGUUUCUACGCUGGAUGCCUUCUGUGAGCCUUCGAAGACUGUGAUUCUCCUAGUGAUGCAGCUACGUGAAGUGGAUAAUACCCAAAUGUUUCUCGAGGCAUGGACGCAGCAUACGGAUCAUACCAUAUACCACCUAGAUGACGAUAUGCUGCCGCCGGCCAUGCGCCAGGGCUACGCUGCGUGGAUUGCUUGGCGUGGAGAGGGUGGCCUUACCGCGUAA
Malassezia pachydermatis is the source of this 1005-nucleotide messenger RNA. RefSeq lists its product as hypothetical. The transcript is spliced from 3 exons. NCBI's taxonomy places the organism in Eukaryota, Fungi, Basidiomycota, Malasseziomycetes, Malasseziales, Malasseziaceae. The record is from RefSeq and is a predicted model, not a curated record. Bases 1 to 1005 code for a protein of 334 amino acids.